Molecule: messenger RNA, 6052 nt
Organism: Stegostoma tigrinum
Lineage: Eukaryota; Metazoa; Chordata; Chondrichthyes; Orectolobiformes; Stegostomatidae
Gene: fhip1aa
Product: FHF complex subunit HOOK interacting protein 1Aa
Exons: 13
Coding region: 804-3851 (1015 amino acids)
Source: RefSeq, a predicted model, not a curated record
GGGAGUACAACACCUCCCAGAUGAGUUUUAGCCGCGCCAUCAGGGAAACAGGGCUAUUCUCUGAUAAUUGUUCAUGCGGCCAACUUUACUUUUUAUUCCCAACUCUGCGGUCUUGUACCUAUUCGUGGCGACACUUGGUUUGCUUUUCUUGUUGUACCUGUUUUGUUGGGUGUGAGCUGUAUACACGGCUUAUUUGACCAGAUGACAAUAUGUUUGCAAAUGUUCCAGAGGGAGCUGGGACUUUAUUUUUAACAGUACCUUGUUCAGUUGCUCUGACAGUCCCGCGAUUUUCCAGAUGACCCGAACACACAACUUUGUUGUUUUUUUGCCUGGAGGGAACACCACACAAAGAAACGGGAUCUAACUCCAUGUCAAUUGUUGUGAGACGCUUCUUUGCUGCAGUUUUAUCACCUCCCCACCCACCCCGGGCAUGCUUGGUUCGCAUAUAUUAACAGCUUGCUGUCGGUGGGAUAAACUUGGAACUUCACCAAUCCCUAUUCAAACCCAGGACCGGAGGAACAAAACGCAACGAGGAGCGAUUUUUAAAAGACAUCUAUUUCCUGGGGGUCUUGCUGUGCGCAAUUUGAUUACCAACUUGUCCUGCAAAACAGCGGUUGUUGCACUUCAGAGGUAACUUAUUGGCUGUGAUUUACUUCGAAACAUUUUGGAGAUGUUAUGUAAAGAACACAAACUAGGCAGCCUUUGUACAGUAUGGUGAUUGGAGCAGUGGGAUUGCAGAAAGAAACAGGAUAUUUUCUGCUGGCACAUUUCUGAUAUGGUCUAAAAGAGAUUCAACGAGCAACAUGGCUUCAGCUGCCAUCAACAAAGGAAACCAACCGUUGCCAAGUCUCUCGGGUGUGGACUCUGAAACCUGCACCAUUGUGUUUAAGAACCACUGGGCCCAGGUGAUAAAGAUCUUAGAGAGGCACGACCCACUGAAGAAUUCAAGUGCAAGACAUGGGAAUAUCCCGCCAGAUGAAGCGAGCGCCGUUCAGAAUUAUGUUGAACACAUGAUCUUCCUGCUGAUUGAGGAGCGAGUUGAAGAUACUUCCAUGGGUCCCAUUCUGGAAUUUGUAGUGACAGAAAAUGUCAUGGAGAAACUUUUCCUGUGGAGCCUUCGAAGGGAGUUCACAGAUGAAAUGAAGAUUGAGCAGAUAAAAAUCUAUGAAAUGUUGAUCUCACAAUGCCAUCAGCCUUUGCUGCACCACAAGCCGAUCCUGCGGCCUUUGAUGAUGAUGUUAAGUGUGUGUUCUGGGACUACUACUCCCGCUGUGGAAACUGAACUGGUCUUACUCCUCAAUCAGCUUUGUUCCAUUUUGGCGAAGGAUCCUUCCAUCCUGGAACUCUUUUUCCACACGAGUGAAGACCAGGGAGCAACGAACUUUCUCAUUUUCUCCCUGCUGAUUCCUUUCAUUCACCGAGAGGGAGGAGUGGGACAGCAGGCUCGAGAUGCAUUGCUGUUUAUCAUGUCUAUGUCAGGUGAACAUGAUGUGGCGAAACACAUUGUGGAAAAUACAUACUUCUGUCCGGUGUUAGCCACAGGACUGAGUGGUCUGUACUCCUCAUUGCCCACUAAACUGGAAGUGAAAUCUGAUGAAUGGCACUACCUGCAGCGGGAGGACUGGAUACAGAUUCCUGCACUUGUACAAUUCUUGAACUCUCUGGAAUUCUGCAACGCAGUAAUACAGGUGGCGCAUCCUAUGAUAUGUAAUCAACUUGUGAACUACAUCUACAAUGGAUUCCUUGUGCCUGUCUUGGCUCCUGCACUGCAUAAAUUGACUGUGGAAGAAGUGAUGACGACAACAGCAUACCUGGACUUGUUCCUCCGCAGUAUCUCAGAGCCUGCCCUGUUGCAGACCUUCCUGAGCUUCAUUCUGCUGCAUGAGCAUGAAAAUGUGCCAAUUCUAGAUACGCUUGUUAGCAGAAUUAACACCCCAUUUCGGUUGUGUGUCGUAUCUCUGGCCCUGUUCAGAACCCUUAUCAAUCUGAAUUGUGAGGAUGUUAUGUUGCAACUUGUCUUGAGGUACCUAAUACCAUGCAAUCACAUGAUGCUGAGCCAGCGUGGGGCAGUGAGGGAAAGAGAUUGCUACUCAGUGUCUGCUGCCAAGCUGCUUGCCUUAACUCCAGCCUGCUGUAAUUCUGGUAUUCAGAUGACCCAGAGAGAACAUGAGGGCGAUGAGUUAUUAGGGUCACAGAUCACUGAUCCAUCCCAUACUGUCACUGCAGGUUCUGAAGGAAUGGUGUCCCAUACGCAAAUUCUAGGGGAUUGGAACAGACUCCGAAAACCACUGGAUAUCAGUUACCUGCAGUACCUAUGGGAGGCUCGGGUCAACAUCAUCACCUGUAUGAAAAACUGCAGAGCAUGGUCUGCACCUUACGAUGGGGAAAUUCCAGAUGCUGAAAUUGUUAGCCCAAUUUUGCCAGACAACUCUAGCAAGCCCAGCAAUAGGAAAUCAGCUAAAGGUCAAUACAGUUCUGCCGUUAGGAGGACUAGAUUGAAGUCCACUUCCACUAGGGAAAAGAUGCAACUGGACUUGGAAUGGGAUAACAGCUAUGACACUGGAAUGUCUCCAGGCUCGGAAGAAGACUCCUUGCAGCCUUAUUUACCCUUUACUCCUAAUGAAGAAACUGGGAACUGUACACAACUAGUCGAUCCUCCCAAACACAUCCAGGAGAUGAAGAAAAGCACAUUAAUGCUCAUUAGAGGCUCUUACAUCGAGGAGUCAGAUUUUCAUGAUGAUGUCAUGGUUUAUAGAUUAUGUGCAGAAAAUGAUGCUCAGGAUAUUGUUGAAAAUAAUUCUAAAAAUGUCAGAAGAUCAGCUUCUGUGAAAAGUACAGAUCCGAAAACACUGACACGCAAUGGGCCUGCUAAUAGAAUAUUGCAGACCAUGGCAAAGCGUACCGCUGCAAAUAAGCAAACCUCUGAGAGUGGCAGAUCUGAGCAGGGCAUGGAAAUGGAGCAUUCAGGACAGGGACCUGCACAAAUAGAAAAGAAACAGGAGGAUGGUCUGUGUGUAUCAAACACUGAAUCCAAGCACUCCAACCAGCAAAGCUUGAAUCUGGAGGCUGAUGAUUUUCUUUCUCAGUAUCAGGAUCUUCUUGCAAAGCUAAACUCUAAUACAGGUGACUCAGUGGCACUGAAGCAGAAUUCAUCUGAACCUAACACUCCUACGGAAGAAGAUGAUGAUUUUGAGAAGUUGACUGAGCCCCCACUUUCUGACAGUGUAACUUUUCCAUUUGGUCCCAAAGUUCACCUGAUGUAUUCCAAUAAUCCUGCUAGAAUACAUGGAGCUCCAUUCACAGGGCCAUUCAUCAGCGUUUUAUUGUCAAAGCUGGAGAAUAUGCUGGAAAAUGAAUUACAUGUGAACUUGCUGCUAACUGGGAUUGUUGCUCGACUGGCAUGUUACCCACAGCCCCUCCUCCGUUCUUUCUUACUGAACACAAACAUGGUCUUCCAGCCCAGUGUUCGCUCCCUCUAUCAGGUGCUGGCAUCUGUAAAAAAUGCAAUUGAACAGUUCGCUUCUACAAGGGAAAACUUUUCAACAUACCUGACCGAUACGCGCGAAUAUUUGCUCUCUCGGGUAGAGAUCUCCACUUCACACAAAGCGGUCUUGACAGGCGAAGAAAUUAAGCACAAUCGAAGUAUUGCUGAUAAUGGACACAAGCAUCAAGGCAGUGCUCAGGAAGCACAAUACCCACCUUUAAGAAAGCCAGUGGCUCGACUUACCUCGCCUGUGAAAAAUUCGAUCAAUGCAGCUGUCAUCUUCAUGGAAUUUCUUAAGGAACUUGCGGCCAUUGCACAAGAACAUUCCAUUUUAUCUCACGUUCCACUGGAGGCAUGUGAGGAAUGAUUGUUACAUGUUUGAAGAAGUGUUUUAAUGCAAUUGAUACAGUCUACUUUUAAAUCCUUUCCAAAGUAAUAUUGUAUUUGUACCUGGCCUUAACUACAGUAAGAGAAUGAGUAGAACAAUUUUGUCUCAUUUUGUUGAUGCUCGGAAUUUUUGAGAAAUGUUGACUUUUAAACGCAGCAGCCUUAUUGUCAUAGAAAACUCACGAGUGAAAUUGUUUCACUAUGCAAACUACAAUGUAUGUAUGUGGGCAAGAAUUUAAUUGAUUAUCGGUGUAUUGAAUUUUUGAGUAUAUAUAAAUGUUAUAAAUAUACAAGCACUUCUGGUGGUCGCUGAACUUUAGGUGUGAGCAUUCGAGUCUGUUCUUUUAAUGUCUGAUGAUAUUCAUUUUGUAAAGGUUUGUUGUGAAUAGUACCAAAGAUUAAAUGAAUGAGGACUGAAAUUUUCUGCCACUUUAAUGCUAAUGAAAGAGCUUUUUAAAUAGUACCGUCAUAUUAUGAAAUCUCAAAUAUUCUAUCAUAGUGUCCAGCAGGUGAAAAAGAUCAUUGCAGAAAAGUGGCAAAGCAGUAAAAUUGUUUGCUUUAUGGGGAGGUCUUCAAAAGAUUGUUUUUAUAUAUGUAAAGCUGUUUGUUUGUACACGUAAGUCAAUGCCAGAUUAUAGGGAAAAUUAAAGAACUGCAGAUGCUGUAACUCAGGAACAAAAACAAAGUUGCUGGAACAGCUCAGCAGGUCUGGCAGCAUCUGUGAAGGAUAUAAGAGUUAAUGUUUCAGGUCCGGUGAUGUUUCGGGACCCUCAGGUUCUGAGAAAGGGUCACUGGACCCGAAAUGUUAACUCUGUUUUCUCCUUCACCGAUGCUGCCAGACCAGCUGAGCUUUUCCAGCAGCUUUGUUUUUGUAUAGGGGUAAAACCAUGGUCUUGGUGAUUUUACUGUUGUGUUGAUUUAUUUUUGCAACGUCAGUAGGAAUUAUAAAAUCAGAUUUCUAAAAUUUAAUAUUACGGUGUGGAACUACUCUGCUGGAUCUGAGGGUUGGUGGUAUUUAUAAGUACCUUCUGCAGAGUAAAUUAACUUAUUUACUUGAAUGUACUGACAAUUUAAUAAAGUUUGUGACUCUCUGUGCAGGAUACUAUUUUAAGUAAGUUUAGUAGGGAGUUGCUCACUUUGUCUACUGCAACAAUUUUAAUUCCAAGCAUUAAAGUUGUCUUAAAAUGGGUUCUGAAUGGUUUUUAUUUGAGAUAUACAUUAAAGCUAGGAAUUAACUUUUAAUGCUACUGUUAAAUUAUCUUUUCAUGCAAAAUGUUGCAGUUAAGUAUCUUUUGUUAUAACAUGAGUACUUGACUAAUAUCUUUGAUAGGCAACAGCAUUUGUAUGGUUCCACUGCAAUCAACUGCCAAAAGAUGAUGUAGCUCCUAAUAAUUGUGAUCCCAUGAGUCUAGGUUUAAUGGAUAUUGAACAUCAAUACUACAAAAAGCAUUCCAAUGCACAAAUCAAACUCAACUCAACUAAUUAACAUUCAUAAAUAGAAAUUACUGUAAAUAUUCAACAGAAUUUCAGCUCUGUGACCUUUCAUUAGAAUAGAAUGAUACUGCACAUACACUGCAUAACAGUAGUUCCACCACAUCUGCAAUAUAUUUCAUAACACAGCUAAUGUGCAAAUACAUGUUUUCAAUAUAGAAAUCUCAGGCAGACAUCUGAACAGGAGUUUGCGUUCAUUUCAAUCCACUGCAUGUAAAUUUGAUCAAUAAAGAACAGAAAAUAACAGCCAUUGUUCCUACAUUUAAGUAAGUUACUGGACUGUCCUGUUGGAUCAUAGUUUCAAUCAAUAAGUUACAUUUAGUAUGAGUUGUACUUUACAUGAUGAUUUACUGACAGAUUGCAAGUCAAUUGUAUGAAUUGUGAAAUAAUCAUGUUCAUUUUACUGAGGCAGAAUUGUGCAAUUACUGCAGGCAACCAGUAGGAUAGAUUUUUAACAAGAGUAAACACUUAAAAAAUGAAGGGGCAUUCAACCUUGUGGACAAAUAAAUGAAUGCGUCUCAAGAUUUUGUCAGUGAUUCAGUUAUUUUAACAGGUUAAGAUAACACUUGUAAAAUUUCAAUUUUGAUCAAUUUCCUGUAACUGCUGAACUAAAACAGCUCUGCUUUGUCUUGAUUUCCAUUCUUUCAGGAUAAUUUCUUUUCCAAAAUAGAUUUCACUAGGGUUGGGGCA